AGUGCUAUUUUAUGUGUUGUGAAAGUUUAAUUCCGCUAAAAUCGCCCAUUUGUGACGCUUUUGUUAUUUGUUUUCCAUUGCAUUUGAAACCUGUGCGGUUAAGUUUUUUUAUUGGCGUUUUGUUUCCAUUGAUACGAAUAGUAAAGUUUUCGCAUUAAAGAGACAAGAUGGGGUGGCCAGUAUUAUUUCUGGUGAUACUGGCAUCGGCGGUCCAAGGGCAAGAGGAGACAUGCCUUUCUGUUGAAGAAGAUCCUUACUUCCUCUUUGGAACGAAGACUGCUUAUAUCUUCGCGAAUCGAGGAAUAGCUAAUGCUAAAGUACAUGAUGUGCCUGGUUGCCAACCAGCUGCGUUUUGGUUGCUGAAUCGUCACGGUUCCCACAACCCAGAAGCCAACGAAAUCAUUGAACUGCAAAAAUUAUCCGAUUUCAAAAACAACAUUUUGAGAAACUACAAAGAUGGCAGCUUUAGAAAUAAUAAACAACGAGUAUGUUCUGCAGACUUGAGCCUUUUGGAAAGAUGGGAGUGGAACUACCGCCAUAACUUGACCUUUGCUGGAGAUCUGACCAGUGAUGGGUAUAUGACGACGCAGCAUUUGGCCCAAGCUUGGAAGCAACGGUACCCUGGAUUGCUGACUACGAACCGGCAUGAUUACUUAUUCAAAUUCGUGAAUGAUCAGCGAUCAACCAACACGUUCAGGGCUUUCACUGAAGGAUUGUUCGGGGCGCAAGCGGAAGGCUUCGACGUUCCGAGAGAAAACGAUGAAAAGUUACUAAGACCUUACAAAUUCUGUCCACAAUGGACAAAACAAGUUGAAGAAAACAAUGACACGUUGUUGCAACGAGAUAUCUUCGAGUCCAAACAAGAGUAUCAUGAGAUGAUCAGCAAUAUUUCUCAACGUUUAGGUUUCAACUACGACUUAAAUAAAGAAACUGUCCACCAAAUGUAUCAGAUUUGUCGGUACAACAAAGCUUGGGACGUCUCGGAAAUAUCGCCGUGGUGUGCGGUUUUUACACGAGAAGACCUCAAACGGCUAGAAUACGUGGAAGAUUUAGAAACGUUCUACAAAUACGGAUAUGGUUCCAGUUUAAACCAGAACAUAGGCUGUACGCUUGUUAAAGACAUGAUGAAUUUCUUCACUAACCAUGCUGACCGAGAAGGAGUGCAGCAACCUAGAUCCAUGAUCCACUUCACGGAAGCUCCAAUGAUUCUGAUGACGCUGACGGCAAUGGGAGCGAGACGGGACACUGCGCCACUCACCGGAGAUAACUACCAUAGCAACUUAGUACAAGCUCGCAAAUGGGCCUCGUCCAUUAUGACCCCCUACAAUGCUAACCUGGCUGCGAUACUGUACAAAUGUACACCAAACGGAAAUUUCCAAGUAAAAGAUCAACACCAAGUAUUAUUCCUUGAAAACGAGAAGCCAAUGUACAUUGAAGGCUGCAGAGUCGGACUCUGUGAUUGGUCUAUGGUCAAAAGCAAGUUCGGCGAAGUCACAAGCAAAUGUGAUUUGGAAUUCUGCAACAGUGCGACUCAACUUAAUGGUCUUUUAAGUGUUAUUUUGACUGUGAUUGUAUAUUUUAUUAGAUUUUAAACCAUUUUGUUUUUAAUUUUAUGUUUAGCGACGCUCCGUCUAUAGAUCAUGUUAAUGUCUCUGAAAUGAUAGAUGAAAGGGACGGAUUCAAGCUUAACGAAUGGGAAUCAAAUUCCCGUAUUCUGCUAUGUGUGAAAGCAUCAUAUUAUCAUAUUGGACAAUUUACCUAUUCUAAGAAUAAUCGUAAUAUAUUAUGUCUAUAGUAUUAAAGAAUAAUUCGCCUUAUUAGAUCAAAUGAAAAGCUAUAUAUUUAUUAACGCUGUAAACACAACUACAUACGCGUUCUUUCAAUAGUUUUUGAUUUUUUGUCCUUGUUUACUAUUGUAAAUAUAUUUUGUUUAAUUAUUAGUAUUAUCAAGAAAUAUUUUUAGUGUUAUUUUUCCACUUUUUUUUUAUUUUAUACACAGUUACAUUAAGCAUAAUUGAACUUUAUUCAUAGUGUUACAAUUGUUUCACGAGAAAUUAUAAUGAUUUAUAGUUAUGUAUGUAUUGUUAAUCUCUAAAAUAUUUAAAAUUUGAUAUAUUGCAUUAUAAACAAGUAAAUCAAAUAUUGACCUUGUAUUUAUAUUAACUAUGCACUGAAUAUUAAAUGUUGCGUUAAUAUUGUUAUUUGCACCAAAUAUGUUUCGUAGUAAAUAAAAACUGUGUUAGCAAA
Messenger RNA from Manduca sexta (tobacco hornworm), 2247 nucleotides. RefSeq names its product multiple inositol polyphosphate phosphatase 1. The transcript is spliced from 10 exons. Lineage: Eukaryota; Metazoa; Arthropoda; Insecta; Lepidoptera; Sphingidae. The record is from RefSeq and is a predicted model, not a curated record. The coding region runs from base 168 to 1592 and encodes 474 amino acids. Gene Ontology annotation, molecular function: acid phosphatase activity; inositol phosphate phosphatase activity.